Coregonus sp. 'balchen' is the source of this 24226-nucleotide messenger RNA. The record is from the annotation of a GenBank genome assembly. NCBI's taxonomy places the organism in Eukaryota, Metazoa, Chordata, Actinopteri, Salmoniformes, Salmonidae.
CAACACGAAACUUAACGAAGAGAUGGGUCAUAGCCUGAAUCGAAAGUGUGAAACGUUAUUGUGUGAAGGGAAAAUUGCGUUUUUGGUGUUUGAUCAGAUUUGUUAAAAAAAGAGGAAGAGUAGCGAGUCCUUAAAAGUUUAACUACAGAGAAAGGGGACUUUUUGGAUGACUUUAAUGAUUUAUGAUAAUCUUACAAAAAUCACAUGCAAGGGUGGGAACCUAUAAAGGGAACACUCAACUCUCGCUUAUAUUAUUUAUUUGAAUGUUGUGAAAGCUUAGGUGGAAAUGGAGAGUACCCCGAUUCUAAGGUGAGAAAACGUAAUUUGUGUAAAACUCACUAACAAGACUAGUUCAUGUCUGUAUGGAGAUUGAGAAUGUGGUUAUGUUCCAUGGUAUUAGGCCUAGCCUAUAUACCAUAUAUUUUCAAAACAUAUGAGAGCCAAUACAGUCCUCUGUGACGAUGCAAUCAAAUGUACAUCUUGAUAGAAAGUAAACUUGACAUUGUAGUCUGUAGCAGCUCACAUUGCUCAGCUACUUUAACUUUACCUGUUAUAUUUUCAUAGCGGCUAUGGAUCUUAUGGCACCGCCAAUCCUGGAUAUGCAUCAACAGCAGAAGGAAGUCCAGGUGAUACCAUGAUUCCAUCUCAUCAUCCAAUGUUUAUUUAUUGUGUUGAAUUAUUGGCCUAUUAGCCUAUCUACUAGUUGUAUUUCAACCUUAGGAAUAAUAGCCUCUGUCGUGUGAAUACCCACACCAUUGUGGGACUUUUUGAACAUUUUAAAAACUUCAUAAAGUAUUUGUUUAUAGCCUGAUGCUGUAAUGAUUAAUUUUCAAUUCAAAGUAGGUUCAAAAGGCCAUAUGUAGAGCUCUCUGCUGCUGUGAAUGAUGACAUCACAUAAUUUAAACUCAAGACAAGUAGACCUUGACGAGUUCGCUCGUCAAUUCCUCUCUGACAGAAGGUCCUAGGGUGAAAUAUCUUGAAUCAGAUGACGGUAGAGUGCAAGAUACACACUUUGUUUUUACCAGAAGUUGAACUCUUCCCUUAAUUAUAGAGCCGAAAAGGAGGCAAUAUGCUGUUUUCUGUCCCUAGGGACUGUCGUAAAAGUGCAAUUGUCUGAUUUUACAGUAGGUAUGAGGUACUUUGCUGCAUAUGCUUCUGUUUUUCCGACACCAAACCCACCACUGGUGUGCGUGGCCAAAGAGUUCUAUUUUCAUGUCCUUGGGCCAUUGCACCAACUGGAGUUUGCUAAAUGGCAUUGGCACUUGGAUUGGAACCGGUGCUAUGGUCAGAUGAGAGGGAAAUAGAGCUCUUUGGCCACACACUAGUGGUCACUGGUGUUUGGGGUGGAGAAACAGAGGCAUAGGCAGAAAAGUACCACACACCUACUGUAAAAUAUGGUGGUGUAAGGUCAACGGCAUUAUGAACUUUACCACGUACCAGGACAUUUUAGGCAAAAACUUGGUUGCCUUUUCCAGGAGGCUGAAACUUGGCCGGAAGUGGAUCUUCCAGCAAGAUAAUAACCCCAAGCACACAUAAAAACCACAAAUAUAUGGUAAAUUGACCACAAAAUCAACAUUUUGCAAUGGCCAUCUCAGUCUCCGGACUUGAAAUUCAUCUAAAACCUGUGGUUUGAAUUGAAGAGGGCAGUCCAUAAGCGCAGACUAAGGAUAUUAAGGAUAUGGGAAUAUUCUGUAUGAGGAAUGGUCUAAGGGUGUUUUCACACUUGGUCCCUUUCAGCCAUUUUUUUGUGUAGUGUGAACACUCCAAAGGAACUCAGAUCCCUCAAAAGAGCCCCUGAAGCGAAACGAACUGACACCAACCUCAAGAGGUGGUCUGAGUUUGGGUCGCUUGAAUUCCGCUGUCUGGUUCCCUUUUUUUAGGACAAUGUGAACACAAAGCUCCCCAGGUUUGCUUGUCAUUAUUCCUGCACCACACUAUAGACUACUGCAACACCAUUUCCCCUGCCAAAACCCCUCACAUUGGUGCUACAAAAGAGAUAAGAUGAUGAUAUGCAGGUUCGUGAAAGAAAAAAAACGUGUGCUGUUUUUGGAUAUCGAUUAGCGAUUCUCAAGGAUGCACAGAAAUACCUAAAUAUGUGUGUACUGACAUGAUGUUCAGAUUAUUUGUUUGUAAUAUGUUAUCUAUAGGCUAAGAGAGCUUUAAUAAGCUCUUUAUUUGAUUGUGGGGUUUGAAUAGUGUGAGAAGACAACAUAUUUGAUGAGAAUCACAACAUAGACUUGAUUUUGUAUCCUAUCUCUUAAAGGGGCAGUAGCCUACAUUGGAUGUACAAUUUUCAAUUACAUCAUUAUUUAAUCUGCAGUUAUUUAUUAUCUUACCAAUAAUAUUGAUAUGUUAAUAGUAUCUUCUGAUUGCAAUUAUUAUGGCUAAUUUUUUUACUAAAUGCAAUCUAUUAGCUUCCAAAAUGUAAGUAGAUAUAUCUAGCUGUCCGACAGCGUGUUCUGAUGGAAUGGCUUGUCCUGUACUUUAUAAAAACCCAGAGUGCAUUGAGUGAAUGUUGGAAAAAGAUCUUGGUUCCUGUUUUAAACACAGCAAUGUGAAUGCAAAGAAGACUCGGACCACAAAAUACAGUGGCUUGUGAAAGUAUUCACCCCCCUUGGCAUUUUUCCUAUUUUGUUGCCUUACAACCUGGAAUUAAAAUUGAUUUUUUGGGGGUUUGUAUCAUAUGAUUUACACAACAUGCCUACCACUUUGAAGAUAAAAAUAUUUUUUGGGUGCGAAACAAACAAGAAAUAAGACAAAAAAACAGAACUUGAACGUGCAUAACUAUUCAACCCCCCAAAGUCAAUACUUUGUAGAGCCACCCUUUGCAGCAAUUACAGCUGCAAGUCUCUUGGGUUAUGUCUCUAUAAGCUUGGCACAUCUAGACACUGGGAUUUUUGCCCAUUCCUCAAGGCAAAACUGCUCCAGCUCCUUCAAGUUGGAUGGGUUCCGCUGGUGUACAGCAAUCUUUAAGUCACACCACAGAUUGUCAAUUGGAUGGAGGUCUGGGCUUUGACUAGGCCAUUCCAAGACAUUUAAAUGUUUCCCCUUAAACCACUCGUGUUGCUUUAGAAGUAUGCUUAUGGUCAUUGUCCUGCUGGAAGGUGAACCUCCGUCCCAGUCUGAAAUCUCUGGAAGACUAAAACAGGUUUCCCUCAAGAAUUUCCCUGUAUUUAGCGCCAUCCAUCAUUCCUUCAAUUCUGACCAGUUUCCCAGUCCCUGCCGAUGAAAAACAUCCCCACAGCAUGAUGCUGCCACCACCAUGCUUCACUGUGGGGAUGGUGUUCUCGGGGUGAUGAGAGGUGUUGGGUUUGCGCCAGACAUAGCGUUUUCCUUGAUGGCCAGAAAGCUCCAUUUUAGUCUAAUCUGACCAGAGUACCUUCUUCCAUAUGUUUGGGGAGUCUCCCACAUGCCUUUUGGCGAACACCAAACGUGUUUGCUUUUUUUUUUUUCUUUAAGCAAUGGCUUUUUUCUGGCCACUCUUCCGUAAAGCCCAGCUCUGUGGAGUGUACAGCUUAAAGUGGUCCUAUGGACAGAUACUCCAAUCUCCGCUGUGGAGCUUUUCAGCUCCUUCAGGGUUUUCUUUGGUCUCUUUGUUGCCUCUCUGUUUAAUGCCCUCCUUGACUGGUCUGUGAGUUUUGGUGGGUGGCCCUCUCUUGGCAGGUUUGUUGUGGUGCCAUAUUCUUUCAAUUUUUUAAAUAAUGGAUUUAAUGGUGCUCCGUGGGAUGUUCAAAGUUUCUGAUAUUUUUUUAUAACCCAACCCUGAUCUGUACUUCACAACUUUGUCCCUGACCUGUUUGGAGAGCUCCUUGGUCUUCCUGGUGCCGCUUGCUUUGUGGUGUUGCAGACUCUGGGGCCUUUCAGAACAGGUGUAUAUAUACUGAGAUCAUGUGACAGAUCAUGUGACACUUAGAUUGCAAACAGGUGGACUUUAUUUAACUAAUUAUGUGACUUCUGAAGGUAAUUGGUUGCACCAGAUCUUAUUUAGGGGGCUUCAUAGCAAAGGGGGUGAAUACAUAUGCACGCACCACUUUUCCGUUAUUACUUUUUUAGAAUUUUUUGAAACAAGUUCUUUUUUUCAUUUCACUUCACCAAUUUGGACUAUUUUGUGUAUGUGCAUUACAUGAAAUCCAAAUAAAAAUCAAUUUAAAUUACAGGUUGUAAUGCAAAAAAAUAGGAAAAACGCCAAGGGGGAUGAAUACUUUUGCAAGGCACUGUAUGUGAAGUGAACUGGCAAGGGCAGUGUGAAUACAAAGAGAACAGUUAUUUUGCUUAUUUUAUUUUUUACCCCAGAGAGGAUUGAGAUCGGUUAUUUUAAAGAGGAGUAUAUGUGAAAAUACCAUUACCUCUCCCAAUGUGUUCUCCAAUCUCAUAAAACAUUUUAGAAAAAGGCUCAGUGUUGCAAGGGGAGGGUGCUGGAGUAUUGAAGGGUGUCAAUAAAUUAAAAAGGAUGACUUGUUAAACAAAAUCUCUUUCUCUGACCAAUUGUGUUAGUAUAUAAUAAUAUAAUUUUCAAUUUUGUUUAGCAUACAAUAUAUCUCACUAUUUGAAUUAUUUAUUUGAUAGUCUUUUUUGCUCAUCUUUGUCAAGGGUGCCAAAUAUUUUGGAGGUGAAAAUGUUAAAUAUGUACAAUAUUGGAAAGUAUUUUCAGGGUUAGAUUUCAAAACCAUCUGGAUAUAAAGCUAUAGAAAAGUAGAUAUCUAUGUGAAUUAGUAACCAAAGCAGUAACAUGAAAAAUAUUUCCAAGAGAACCAAGGGGAUGAAUAAUAAUAAUAAUAAAAAAAGGUGUACCUUUGAUAAGAAAGGUCAAGGAACUGUAGCUCAUAUGGACGGAGUGUAAGCUAUUGAAAUUUAGACCUAGCACAGGAAAUAUCCAUGUAAAAUCAGUUAAAUAAAAAAAUGGCAAUUCUAAUGGGUGUACUGUGGACAAGGGAGGUCAGACCUAAAGUGUUUUUAGAUGUAUAAGUAAUUUGAACUAAAAGCUAUUGAAAAUUUGAUCUGAACGAGAAUUAAUAACCACAGCUGUAAUGGGAGAAAUAUUUGUAGAAAAUUAAAGGAGAGGAAUUUUAAAAAAAUUACCCCAUCACACUUGAAACCCAUCGUACUUGUCGGUAGACCUAUAGCUCAUAUGGACAGUGAGCUAAUGAAAAUUAGACCUAUCACAGGAAAUAUUCAUGUAAAACAGUUAACUGAAAAAUGGCAGGGGAGGAAUUUUGUAAAAGUAAUUAGCUUUGAUAAUAGAGGUCAGGGAACACACCGCACUUGUCUUUAGAUCUCUAGCACAUGUGGAUCAGAAGCCAUAAAAAAACUAUAAUUCUGACCGGAAAUAUUCACAGUGACUUUGCUACAAGUGAUUUUAGCUCUCUAGGUCAUGCAAGUAGGCUACAGUAGGUUGCAUACGAGUGAACAAUUUCAUAGGCCUAUUUGUUUUUUGGAGCUCAUAUUUUUAGAUAAAAUCCAUAAGAAAUAAACAAGAUACUUUUUUCAUAUAAAUGUUGUGGGGAAAAAACAUAAAGUUGGUUUAAGAUCUGUAGAUCAUAAAAAAUAAAAUCUAUAAACACCAGGGUCGGCUGAUUAAGCUUUUAAGACGGUCCCUUAGCAUGAGUGCUUUACCAACAUACUUUUUAUUUAACCCUUAUUUUUACCAGGUAUAAAAGGCUCUGCAUGGUCAAGCUGACAUCUGAAGUGGCCAUACAGCAUUUACUUUGAUGCAGACUUCAGGACUUUCAUACUUUUUGGCUUAGUGGAGCAGAGCUAUUCUCAAAGAAGUUGUCAAGGAAGCAUUUGUCUUUAUACAGGACCUCCCGCCCUCACCUACGGUUAGCCAAUCAUGUCAAUGCAAAGCUAUAUGGAGCUAUCAAAGGCAAUUUAUGCUUGAUCCGAAAUGUGGUUGGAGGCAAUUGCGGAGCCUCAGGAGGCAUGCAGAGGUCAAAUCAAGCUCAGUACUGCAUCCCAAUGCACCUCUCAAAUUUUGUAACAAGGUGGAGGGCUCCAUUGCUCCGCAUUGACAUGAUUGGUUGAUUUUAGGUGGGGGCGGUACAUCCUGUAUAAACACACUUCCUUUACAACUUCUUUCACAAUAGCUCUGCUCUGCUAAGCGCAAUAAGUACGAAAGCCCUGAUGUUUGCAGAGGCGGUAUUGUAAAAAUGCUGUAUGGCCACUUCAGUCUUAGGAUUGACCAUUCAGAGCCUUCCAGCAUUGUUACAAAAUUUGGGAGGAGAAGCUCAAUUUGGCCUCUGCAUGCCUCCAGAAGCUCCGACAUUUCAUCACACCCUCCAUAUGGAGGCUCCGACCACAUUUUCGGAUCAAACAUAAAUUGGCUUGUAAGUCACAUUUUGAAAACCGAACAGAAGGAGGAAAAACAAUUACUGUAACUAGCUCUCGAUCGCCAUCUGAUUCUAGAUAUAUCAUCCUAUUACCUUCCGUCGAAGAGGUAUUAACGAGCAAACUCCGAAUAUCAAACCAAUAUACAAACUGAAAACAAAAUGUAUUGCAGUACACUAUUGCAUGUGCGCUCCCUCCGCACUAUUCACUUUUUGACAGCUAAAGCCGUAGUUUGGUCUUAUAGUUUGUCAACUUCGUCCUGGGAGAACAUUUAUUCAAUCGUUAAAUUAGCUGCAAAUCAAUAUAUUUUUAAUAUGGACAAUACUUUGGAGAGACUGACUGAUUUAGUCUUCAAAUAUGUAUGUGUAGGCUACCUUUUCAACCGUGUCUGAGUGUCACCUAGGAAACGGGUAACAAUUUCGUGAUGUUCUAAAUGUUAUUUUAUAGCAACCAAUACGUUCGACAACAACUCGUUUAUUUUCCCACCUUUAUGCACUGGCAAUGCGGAUCAGGGGUCAAUUUGAUGUUUAGUUCAAUACAGUCAGGCAUGGGGCCACACCAGUAGAUCUUUAAAGUGUGGUUUCAUCAUUAUUUUAAGCAGUGCUUGACUUGGGCUGGAGCUGUCUGGAACGCCAUACCGGCACUUCAAUUUUUUGGGGAAUUGAGUGCCAUCUCCUCUAUAAAAACAAAGUAGCCUAUCGCUAUUCACACACCGAGGCAAAAAAGGUUGAUCAAAGCGGAAUGAAGGCGGGAUCUUCAUUGAAUAGAAAUGGAGAGUGGGCAUUCAUUUCCUGAUUCCGUUUUGUUCAUGUUUAUUUUUGCCUUUAGUCUGUGAAUCUGUGAGUGACAGUAGGCUGUUCGAGAUUGCGCAGAUUGAAAAUGUGCCAGCCUGAAUGACAUGAUGCGCUGUUCCAAGUUGCCAAAUGAGGGUUUGCAAGGUCAUGGAAAUUGUUGUUAAUGUAAUUCAUGAAAGCACACUUCUAAAUAUGAUCAAUCAAUUAUAAAACUGCAUAUCAGUCAUUAUCGGAAUGACCCUUCAUUGCAUGUCCGUGUGUGCCAGUGCUAGUGGGCCGUUGCUCGAGGAGAGAGAGCGCUACAUUUCAGCAGCAGGUAUAAAAUAAUAACAGACAGACUAACUAGAUCGCCAAUUCAAAACAUAACUUGUAGCAGUUAUCUCGCUGGUUAACUAUAGCUAACUAAGCGUUCAUUUCGUUGUUGCCUUUCCACCGGCACUGUAGAGCCUAAAUAAAUCUGCACCGUUGGAAACCUGGCAUUCCACUCUAUUAAUAAACAGUAGCCAUGUAAUUACGACAACGUAAAACAUUUUAAAGAAUAGCCUAAUUGACAAAUAACUUCCUGUGCAUAGAUCUCCCCCGAAACAUGAAUAUUUGAGCCUUCAAUGAAAACCUCUAGUUGGAUACUUUUCUUUGAAGUAGCAUACCUUAUCCAUUUGGUCCCUGAUUUAUUGAAUGAGGAAAUAAUUUUAUAAAGACAAAAGUAUUUGGUUGUAAUGUUGAAAAAGCCAUGCCUGCACACCCAGGAGCUCACCAGAUGGAGGGUUGACCACAUGUUGACAUGUGACAAAAAAUGCAGCUCUAUGUGGGGGGCUAAGUGCCUUCAUCAAGGGCACAAUGGCAGGAGGUGGUAGGUCUACAUGGGAUCAGACAGAGCAGCUUUACAGUGUCAAUAAUGCUUACUUUUUCAUGUAGGCUAAAAUAAUAGUCAUAAAAAUGUGGUUAAAAUUCAUGGAGAAGUAAUGGAAAAUAUGUAUAAACCGUUAACAGUGAAUAAUCAGCGGUCUCUAUAGCAUAAUGUCUUUUGUGAAUUUCGGUGGAUAAAGUCUAAUGGACUGACUUGGAAAAAGGCAUCUCCUGCGCUUCUUCCAUCCCAAGUCAAGCACUGAUUUUAAGAGAUUUAAGCUGGUUCAAAUGGCAACAAUUAUACACUACCAGUCAAAAGUUUGGACACACAUACUAAUUCAAGGGUUUUUCUUUAUUUUUACUAUUUUUUACAUCUUAGAAUAAUAGUGAAGACAUCACAACUAUGAAAUAACACAUGGAAUCAUGUAGUAACCAAAAACGUGUUAAACAAAUCAAAGUAUGUUUUAUAUUUGAGAUUCUUCAAAUAGCCACCGUUUGCCUUGAUGACAGCUUUGCACACUCUUGGCAUUCUCUCAACCAGCUUCAUGAGGUAGUCACCUGGAAUGCAUUUCAAUUAAUAGGUGUGCCUUCUUAAAAGUUAAUUUGUAGAAUUUCUUAAUGGGUUUGAGCCAAUCAGUUUUGUUGUCACAAGAUACAGAAGAUAGCCCUAUUUGGUAAAAGACCAAGUCCAUAUUAUGGCAAGAACAGCUCAAAUAAGCAAAGAGAAACGACAGUCCAUCAUUACUUUAAUGCAUGAAGGUCAGUCAAUAAGGACAAUUUCAAGAACUUUUCAAGUUUCUUCAAGUGCAGUCGCAAAAACCAUCAAGCGCUAUGAAGAAACUGUCUGUCACGAGGACCACCACAGGAAUGGAAGACCCAGACUUACCUCUGCUGCAGAGGAUAAGUUCAUUAAAGUUACCAGCCUCAGAAAUUGCAGCCCAAAUAAAUGCUUCACAGAGUUCAAGUAACAGACACAUCUCAACAUCAACUGUUCAGAGGGGACUGUGUGAAUCAGGCAUUCAUGGUCGAAUUGCUACAAAGAAACCACUACUAAAGGACACCAAUAAGAAGAAGAGACCUGCCUGGGCCAAGAAACACGAGCAAUGGACAUUAGACCGAUGGAUAUUUGUCCUUUGGUUUGGAGUCCAAAUUGGAGAUUUUUGGUUCCAACCACCGUGUCUUUGUGAGAUGCGGUGUGGGUGAACGGGUUUUCUCUGCAUGUGUAGUUCCCACCGUAAAGCAUGGAGGAGGAUGUGUUAUGGUGUGGGGUGCUUUGCUGGUGACACUGUCUGUGAUUUAUUUAGAAUUCAAGGCACACUUAACCAGCAUGGCUACCACAGCAUUACGCCAUCCCAUCUGGUUUGGGCUUAGUGGGACGAUCAUUAGGAGAGUGAUGGUGUGCUGCAUCAGAUGACCUGGCCUCCACAAUCCCCCGACCUCAACCCAAUUGAGAUGGUUUGGAAUGAGUCGGACGGCAGAGUGAUGUAAAAGCAGCCAACAAGUGCUCAGCAUAUGUGGGAACUCCUUCAAGACUGUUGGAAAAGCAUUCCAGGUGAAGCUGGUUGAGAGAAUGCCAAGAGUGUGCAAAGCUGUCAUCAAGGCAAAGGGUGGCUAUUUGAAGAAUCUCAAAUAUAAAAUAUAUUUUGAUUUGUUAAACACUUAUUUUGGUUACUACAUGAUUCCAUAUGUGUUAUUUAAUCUUUUUGAUGUCAUCACUAUUAUUCUACAAUGUAGAAAAUAGUUGAAAUAAAGAAAAACCCUUGAAUGAGUAGGUGUGUCAACUUUUGACUGGUAGUGUAUGUAUGUGUCACUUCACCAGGGCAGUGGGACAAAUCGAAUUAAAGGCAGUCUAUUCAGGAAGUAAACUUAAAUAACUAUUCAAAAUGAGAAAAAAACGCAUCUAUUUUCAAUGACUUCUCAAUAAGCUAUUUAUUUCAAACGUUUUUCCAUUUUAUAAUUUUUAUUAAAAUCACUUCCUGAAUAAACUGCCUUCAAUUCGAAUUGACCCCAGCCCUGCUCGUCACUCCUGAAUCUGAACUGGUUUGUUUGUUUUUUCUCAGCAAUGUUUGCCCCGCCUGCGUCCGACUUCCAGGGGCCCAGCGCUCCUCCAGCCAGUACGUUUGACAGCGUGCCAGGAUAUGAAGGGACAGUGGCCGGGGGCGGAGGUAUGUGACUUGAGGACCAUGGUCCUACGUUUCCUGCCAGUGACCUUUAGUUUUAUUAGCAAACAAGUCGCUUACCACACCAGCGCUGUUCCUUAUGGUUGGUAAUUUCCAUAUAGAGUAAUAACUACCUAAUAACAACCAUGUUGCUUUGAAUUGAAAGCCCUGAGUCCUUCUUAUUAUGUUUGACUGUUUACUGUAGGUGGGUACCUGCCCCCACCCAUGCCAUCUUACCCAGCCCCUCAGCCUCAGCCUGGUCCCGCACAAUCAAACUGGAAGUAGGUGUUCAAUACAAUUGCCAUCAUUCUGUCUCAUAGUCAUAAACAUUUUUCUGCAUAGCUGUCCUCGCAAACUAUCUCUAAUCAAUGACAUAUUAAGGGGCUGUAAAUUAACCAUUGAUAGUAAAGGCUGUAACACACCUCACCUAUGACCUCGCACAGCAAGCAGUACCAAAAGGCUCCUAAACAGCUUCUACCCUCAAGCCAUAAGAUUGCUGAACAGUUAAUCAAAUGGCUACCCAGACUAUUUGCAUUGACCCCCUUAUUUUAAUGUGUAUUUAUGUGUUCUUAUUUUUGCACUGACUCUCUUGUACAGGCUCUGUACACUCACUGGACUCUAACCACACACUCACACACACUACACUGACACUCCCACAUACACACACACACACGGACACACACAUAAGCCACACACACACAUGCAUAUUGACGCCACACAUACACACAUACAUACAGUACAUACAUACAUUCACAUCCCUUCAUACUCUUCACAUACGCUGCUGCUACUCUCUGUUUAUUAUCUAUGCAUUGUCACUUUACCCCUACCUACAUGUACAUAUUCCCUCAAUUACCUCGACUAACCCGUACCCCUGAACAUUGACUCGGUACCGGUACCCCUUGUAUAUAGCCUCUUUAUUGUUAUUUUAUUGUGUUACUAUUUUUCAUUUAAUUUAUUUAGCACAUUUUUCUUACUUACUUUUUAAAAACUCUGCAUUGUUGGUUAAGGGCUCAUAAGUAAGCAUUUCGCGGUAAGGUCUACACCUGUUGUAUCUGGCGCAUGUGACAAAUAAAAUUUGAUCUGAUCAGCAAUGAUACUUAUCUGAGUUGACCCUUGUAUUUUAUGUUUACACUGUCUCUAUGCACACUCACAGGACAAAACACACAUAACAUGCACACACAUUUAUAUUGACUCUACACACAUGCACACACUCACAUACAAUCAUAGUUUACGCUGCUGAUACUCUGUUUAUCAUAUAUCCUGAUGCCUAGUCACCUUACCCCUAUACAUCUCUACCUCUCACUCCAGUAUCCCUGCACAUUGUAAAUAUGGUAUUGGAACUGACCCUGUAUAUAGCUUCUUACUUUCUUGUGUUCUUAUUUUUAUUUCUUGUGUGUUUUUGUUCUACCUUAUGUUAUUUUUACUGCUACAUUGAUAUUGAUUACAGCAUUGUUGGGUUUGUACUGUAGCUUGCAAGAAAGGCAUUUCUCUGUACUUGUGCACGUGACAUUAAAACUUGAAAACAGGUUUAUCUUAGGAGGUACUUGCUUAACUAGACUACCAGUGAUGACAGUUGAACUGAGACUCAAUGUGUACACUUUCAAUUGUGUAGUUGUCUAACAAAUAUGCUGAUUUAUCCUCCACAGUAUCCCAUCGAUCACUGAAGACACUGCUCGGGAGGCCUUUAGCCAGUAUGCCUCCACUAAGUGCUGUUACAGUUCAGCACCAGUUAAGGAUGGCGUGAUAACCAACAUGGAGGCAUACAAUACAUACAGGGUAAGAUUGAAUGUUUUUACCCUUUCUAAAAAAAUGAUGAGGAAUUUUGGCAUCCUGUUUGGCUUUUCUGUUUUUUUCCUCUCCUCUGCUUCAACUUUGAUGUAGAUCCCUCCAACUUCCUGUUAUAAUCACACCUUUUUCAGAUCUCUACAGAAUUGUAACGACCUGAGUGUUAAGGAGGGAGAAAUAAAAGCUAUUAUUUAUUCUGUGAAUCUUUGAUUUUGAGUAUUAAUGUUGAAUAUUGACAACUGGUUAGUUUGGGGUUGAAACUGACUACCUAUGCCCUUCUGUAAUUGCACCCCAUGCUCCCCUUCUAAAAGUGGUCCCUUUUAGUUUGAUUAGAGUGACUGGCCCAGACCAGAGAAUGUGAAAAAUACACACUAGAUGGUGCUAAAGUUUCAAAUAUAAUGUAUGUAUCACCAACUUUGAACAUCAAAUCUUUGAUGUAAUUUUCCUGCUUUGUUUCGCCCUUCUCAGUAUCGCCUGGAAACCUUUAUUGAGUCAAGAACCACUGAAUGGAGUCAGCAGCCAUACAAUGGUAACUAAUAUUGCUGAUUUCAAAUUACCCUAUUUAUUUAUUGUGUUAUCUAAAUGUCCAGUUCCACUGUUGUAUCUGCAUUUAUUCAUAUCUUAUUUUUGUUUUAUUUAUUUGUUUUAGGUCAGCCAGUGGAUGCCUAUACCCAACCACCACCUGGGCCCUGGGAUAUCCCUGCCAAAGUCUCCACCUUUUUUCAGGAUGACAAACAAGUCAUCAAAGUUCCCAACACCUCAUCUGUCAAGGUAUGUAUUUCUCUGUUGAUUAAAGCAUGGCAGACAAUAUACUGAAAUAUAUAUAUAUAUAUAUAUAUAUAUAUAUAUAUAUAUAUAUAUAUAUAUAUAUACAGUGGGGGAAAAAAGUAUUUAGUCAGCCACCAAUUGUGCAAGUUCUCCCACUUAAAAAGAUGAGAGAGGCCUGUAAUUUUCAUCAUAGGUACACGUCAACUAUGACAGACAAACUGAGAAAAAAAGAUCCAGAAAAUCACAUUGUAGGAUUUUUAAUGAAUUUAUUUGCAAAUUAUGGUGUAAAAUAAGUAUUUGGUCAAUAACAAAAGUUUCUCAAUACUUUGUUAUAUACCCUUUGUUGGAAAUGACACAGGUCAAACGUUUUCUGUAAGUCUUCACAAGGUUUUCACACACUGUUGCUGGUAUUUUGGCCCAUUCCUCCAUGCAGAUCUCCUCUAGAGCAGUGGUGUUUUGGGGCUGUCGCUGGGCAACACGGACUUUCAACUCCCUCCAAAGAUUUUCUAUGGGGUUGAGAUCUGGAGACUGGCUAGGCCACUCCAGGACCUUGAAAUGCUUCUUAUGAAGCCACUCCUUUGUUGCCCGGGUGGUGUGUUUGGGAUCAUUGUCAUGCUGAAAGACCCAGCCACGUUUCAUCUUCAAUGCCCUUGCUGAUGGAAGGAGGUUUUCACUCAAAAUCUCACGAUACAUGGCCCCAUUCAUUCUUUCCUUUACACGGAUCAGUCGUCCUGGUCCCUUUGCAGAAAAACAGCCCCAAAGCAUGAUGUUUCCACCCCCAUGCUUCACAGUAGGUAUGGUGUUCUUUGGAUGCAACUCAGCAUUCUUUGUCCUCCAAACACGACGAGUUGAGUUUUUACCAAAAGUUAUAUUUUGGUUUCAUCUGACCAUAUGACAUUCUCCCAAUCCUCUUCUGGAUCAUCCAAAUGCACUCUAGCAAACUUCAGACGGGCCUGGACAUGUACUGGCUUAAGCAGGGGGACACGUCUUCCACUGCAGGAUUUGAGUCCCUGGCGGCAUAGUGUGUUACUGAUGGUAGGCUUUGUUACUUUGGUCCCAGCUCUCUGCAGGUCAUUCACUAGGUCCCCCCGUGUGGUUCUGGGAUUUUUGCUCACCGUUCUUGUGAUCAUUUUGACCCCACGGGGUGAGAUCUUGCGUGGAGCCCCAGAUCGAGGGAGAUUAUCAGUGGUCUUGUAUGUCUUCCAUUUCCUAAUAAUUGCUCCCACAGUUGAUUUCUUCAAACCAAGCUGCUUACCUAUUGCAGAUUCAGUCUUCCCAGCCUGGUGCAGGUCUACAAUUUUGUUUCUGGUGUCCUUUGACAGCUCUUUGGUCUUGGCCAUAGUGGAGUUUGGAGUGUGACUGUUUGAGGUUGUGGACAGGUGUCUUUUAUACUGAUAACAAGUUCAAACAGGUGCCAUUAAUACAGGUAACGAGUGGAGGACAGAGGAGCCUCUUAAAGAAGGAGUUACAGGUCUGUGAGAGCCAGAAAUCUUGCUUGUUUGUAGGUGACCAAAUACUUAUUUUCCACCAUAAUUUGCAAAUAAAUUCAUUAAAAAUCCUACAGUGUGAUUUUCUGGAGAAAAAAAUUCUCAAUUUCUUUGUCAUAGUUGACGUGUACCUAUGAUGAAAAUGACAGGCCUCUCUCAUCUUUUUAAGUGGGAGAACUUGCACAAUUGGUGGCUGACUAAAUACUUUUUUUCCCCACUGUAUAUACUGCUCAAAAAAAUUAAGGGAACACUAAAAUAACACAUCCUAGAUCUGAAUGAAUGAAAUAAUCUCAUUAAAUACUUUUUUCUUUACAUAGUUGAAUGUGCUGACAACAAAAUCACACACAAAUUAUCAAUGGAAAUCAAAUUUAUCAACCCAUGGAGGUCUGGAUUUGGAGUCACCCUCAAAAUUAAAGUGGAAAACCACACUACAGGCUGAUCCAACUUUGAUGUAAUGUCCUUAAAACAAGUCAAAAUUAGGCUCAGUAGUGUGUGUGGCCUCCACGUGCCUGUAUGACCUCCCUACAACGCCUGGGCAUGCUCCUGAUGAGGUGGUGGAUGGUCUCCUGAGGGAUCUCCUCCCAGACCUGGACUAAAGCAUCCGCCAACUCCUGGACAGUCUGUGGUGCAACGUGGCGUUGGUGGAUGGAGCGAGACAUGAUGUCCCAGAUGUGCUCAAUUGGAUUCAGGUCUGGUGAACGGGCGGGCCAGUCCAUAGCAUCAAUGCCUUCCUCUUGCAGGAACUGCUGACACACUCCAGCCACAUGAGGUCUUGCAUUAGGAGGAACCCAGGGCCAACCGCACCAGCAUAUGGUCUCACAAGGGGUCUGAGGAUCUCAUCUCGGUACCUAAUGGCAGUCAGGCUACCUCUGGCGAGCACAUGGAGGGCUGUGCGGCCCCCCAAAGAAAUGCCACCCCACACCAUGACUGACCCACCGCCAAACCGGUCAUGCUGGAGGAUGUUGCAGGCAGCAGAACGUUCUCCACGGCGUCUCCAGACUCUGUCACGUCUGUCACGUGCUCAGUGUGAACCUGCUUUCAUCUGUGAAGAGCACAGGGCGCCAGUGGCAAAUUUGCCAAUCUUGGUGUUCUCUGGCAAAUGCCAAACGUCCUGCACUGUGUUGGGCUGUAAGCACAACCCCCACCUGUGGACGUCGGGCCCUCAUACCACCCUCAUGGAGUCUGUUUCUGACCGUUUGAGCAGACACAUGCACAUUUGUGGCCUGCUGGAGGUCAUUUUGCAGGGCUCUGGCAGUGCUCCUCCUGCUCCUCCUUGCACAAAGGCGGAGGUAGCAGUCCUGCUGCUGGGUUGUUGCCCUCCUACGGCCUCCUCCACGUCUCCUGAUGUACUGGCCUGUCUCCUGGUAGCGCCUCCAUGCUCUGGACACUACGCUGACAGACACAGCAAACCUUCUUGCCACAGCUCGCAUUGAUGUGCCAUCCUGGAUGAGCUGCACUACCUGAGCCACUUGUGUGGGUUGUAGACUCCGUCUCAUUCAAAAGUGACCAAAACAUCAGCCAGGAAGCAUAGGAACUGAGAAGUGGUCUGUGGUCACCACCUGCAAAACCAGUCCUUUAUUGGGGGUGUCUUGCUAAUUGCCUAUAAUUUCCACCUGUUGUCUAUUCCAUUUGCACAACAGCAUGUGAAAUUUAUUGUCAAUCAGUGUUGCUUCCUAAGUGGACAGUUUGAUUUCACAGAAGUGUGAUUGAUUUGGAGUUACAUUGUGUUGUUCAAGUGUUCCCUUAAUUUUUUUGAGCAGUCUAUGUAUGUAUGUAUGUAUGUAUGUAUGUAUGUAUGUAUGUAUGUGUAUGUAUGUAUGUGUAUGUAUGUAUGUACAGUGGGGGAAAAAAUUUGCCACCAAUUGUGCAAGUUCUCCCACUUAAAAGAUGAGAGAGGCCUGUAAUUUUCAUCAUAGGUACACGUCAACUAUGACAGCAACAUGAGGAAAAAAAAUCCAGAAAAUCACAUUGUAGGAUUUUUUAUGAAUUUAUUUGCAAAUUAUGGUGGAAAAUAAGUAUUUAGUCAAUAACAAAAGUUUCUCAAUACUUUGUUAUAUACCCUUUGUUGGCAAUGACACAGGUCAAACGUUUUCUGUAAGUCUUCACAAGGUUUUCACACACUGUUGCUGGUAUUUUGGCCCAUUCCUCCAUGCAGAUCUCCUCUAGAGCAGUGAUGUUUUGGGGCUGUCGCUGGGCAACACGGACUUUCAACUCCCUUCAAAGAUUUUCUAUGGGGUUGAGAUCUGGAGACUGGCUAGGCCACUCCAGGACCUUGAAAUGCUUCUUACGAAGCCACUCCUUCGUUGCCCGGGCGGUGUGUUUGGGAUCAUUGUCAUGCUGAAAGACCCAGCCACGUUUCAUCUUCAAUGCCCUUGCUGAUGGAAGGAGGUUUUCACUCAAAAUCUCACGAUACAUGGCCCCAUUCAUUCUUUCCUUUACACGGAUCAGUCGUCCUGGUCCCUUUGCAGAAAAACAGCCCCAAAGCAUGAUGUUUCCACCCCCAUGCUUCACAGUAGGUAUGGUGUUCUUUGGAUGCAACUCAGCAUUCUUUGUCCUCCAAACACGACGAGUUGAGUUUUUACCAAAACGUUCUAUUUUGGUUUCAUCUGACCAUAUGACAUUCUCCCAAUCCUCUUCUGGAUCAUCCAAAUGCACUCUAGCAAACUUCUGACGGGCCUGGACAUGUACUGGCUUAAGCAGGGGGACACGUCUGGCACUGCAGGAUUUGAGUCCCUGGCAGCGUAGUGUGUUACUGAUGGUAGGCUUUGUUACUUUGGUCCCAGCUCUCUGCAGGUCAUUCACUAGGUCGCCGCGUGUGGUUCUGGGACCUGUAACCUCUUCUUUAAGAGGCUCCUCUGUCCUCCUCUCGUUACCUGUAUUAAUGGCACCUGUUUGAACUUGUUAUCAGUAUAAAAGACACCUAUCCACAACCUCAAACAGUCACACUCCAAACUCCACUAUGGCCAAGACCAACGAGCUGUCAAAGGACACCAGAAACAAAAUUGUAGACCUGCACCAGGCUGGGAAGACUGAAUCUGCAAUAGGUAAGCAGCUUGGUUUGAAGAAAUCAACUGUGGGAGCAAUUAUUAGGAAAUGGAAGACAUACAAGACCACUGAUAAUCUCCCUCGAUCUGGGGCUCCACGCAAGAUCUCACCCCGUGGGGUCAAAAUGAUCACAAGAACGGUGAGCAAAAAUCCCAGAACCACACGGGGGGGCCUAGUGAAUGACCUGCAGAGAGCUGGGACCAAAGUAACAAAGCCUACCAUCAGUAACACACUACGCCGCCAGGGACUCAAAUCCUGCAGUGCCAGACGUGUCCCCCUGCUUAAGCCAGUACAUGUCCAGGCCCGUCUGAAGUUUGCUAGAGUGCAUUUGGAUGAUCCAGAAGAGGAUUGGGAGAAUGUCAGAUGAAACCAAAAUAGAACGUUUUGGUAAAAACUCAACUCAACUCGUCGUGUUUGGAGGACAAAGAAUGCUGAGUUGCAUCCAAAGAACACCAUACCUAUUGUGAAGCAUGGGGGUGGAAACAUCAUGCUUUGGGGCUGUUUUUCUGCAAAGGGACCAGGACGACUGAUCCGUGUAAAGGAAAGAAUGAAUGGGGCCAUGUAUCGUGAGAUUUUGAGUGAAAACCUCCUUCCAUCAGCAAGGGCAUUGAAGAUGAAACGUGGUUGGGUCUUUCAGCAUGACAAUGAUCCCAAACACACCGCCCGGGCAACGAAGGAGUGGCUUCGUAAGAAGCAUUUCAAGGUCCUGGAGUGGCCUAGCCAGUCUCCAGAUCUCAACCCCAUAGAAAAUCUUUGGAGGGAGUUGAAAGUCCGUGUUGCCCAGCGACAGCCCCAAAACAUCACUGCUCUAGAGGAGAUCUGCAUGGAGGAAUGGGCCAAAAUACCAGCAACAGUGUGUGAAAACCUUGUGAAGACUUACAGAAAACGUUUGACCUGUGUCAUUGCCAACAAAGGGUAUAUAACAAAGUAUUGAGAAACUUUUGUUAUUGACCAAAUACUUAUUUUCCACCAUAAUUUGCAAAUAAAUUCAUAAAAAAUCCUACAAUGUGAUUUUCUGGAUGUUUUUUUCUCAUUUUGUCUGUCAUAGUUGACGUGUACCUAUGAUGCAAAUUACAGACUGGCUAGGCCACUCCUCCCUCUCCCUUCCCUCACCAGCCAGCCGCACCAAGUACUCGCUAGUGAUCUGGUGCCAUACUCGGAUGUACAACAGGUGUCCAAGAUAGCUGCCUAUGCUUACAGUGCAAUCUCUCAGAUCAAGGUGGAUGCUAAAGAAGAGCUAGUGGUUCAAUUUGCCAUCCCCUGAUCUGGCCUCCAUAAUACUCAUCCCGUCCCGUCCCGUCCCCCAUACCCACAAUGCAUCUAUGAUUACCAGUCCCUGUGCUACCCAGCUAUGCCACUAGCAACCUGCUGCUCCAGCUGAGGACUAUGACAACUAGGCCUCCCCUGCUGAAAAGGUUAACCAACCUUGCCCUGCACUCCUCAGAACCACCUUUCAAAGCCACCAUUCAUCUUUCCUUCACCAGCCGUCAAAGGAAUUUUUUUACUAUCAUAUGGUAGUAUAACGAUAAUGGUGUUAGGGCAGCUUUUGUAAUUUAAAAGUUUAUUGUUUGAAGAGUGACUGAGUCUGAUUUAAUGAAUAAACGGUUAGCUAGCUGCGCGGCAUGGCUAGGCUGCUGGUGGCGUUAGCUCUGGCUGUGAGUUUCAGGAGUAGCUAGCCUCGUCUGAUAUGCAGCUACGGUAAUAUACUAACUAACUAACUAACCACAGCUAGGAAAAUAGGGUAAUUAAGCAUGUCCAAAUGUAGCACAGUAACAGGACAAAAAAAGAUGUCCACAGCCAGCCAACCCACUAGUCAGCAUGGGGAUGCUGUUGUUCUGACACUGUGUGGACCCGUCACCCAGAACACACAUCCCACCCCUCAAGUCUCAUGUCAGUAUGAAAAAUGUAUGCACUCACUAACUGUAAGCCGCUCUGGAUAAGAGCGUCUGCUAAAUGACUAAAAUGUAAAUGUAAAUGUACAGGCCUCUCUCAUCUUUUUAAGUGGGAGAACUUGCACAAUUGGUGGCUGACUAAAUACUUUUUUUCCCUACUGUAUACUACCGGUCAAAAGUUUUAGAACACCUACUCAUUCAAGGGUUUUUCUUUGUUUUUACUAUUUUCUACAUUGUUGAAUAAUAGUUAAGACAUCAAAACUAUGAAAUAACACAUGGAAUCAUAUAGUCCCGUGUAGCUCAGUUGGUAGAGCAUGGCGUUUGCAACGCCAGGGUUGUGGGUUCGAUUCCCACGGGGGGCCAGUAUGAAAAAAGAAAUGUAUGCACUCACUAAGUCGCUCUGGAUAAGAGCGUCUGCUAAAUGACUAAAAUGUAAAUGUAGUAACCAAAAAAGUGUUAAACAAAUCAAAAUAUAUUUUAUAUUUGAGAUCAUUCAAAUAGCCUCCCUUUGCCUUCUUAAAAGUUAAUUUGUGGAAUUUAUUUCCUUCUUAAUGCAUUUGAGCCAAUCAGUUGUGUUGUGACAAGGUAGGGGAGGGUAUACAGAAGAUAGCCCUAUUUGGUAAAAGACCAAGUCCAUAUUAUGGCAAGAACUGCUCAAGUAAGCAAAUAGAAACGACAGUCCAUCAUUACUUUAAGACAUGAAGGUCAGUCAAUACGCAACAUUUCAAGAAUUUUCAAAGUUUCUUCAAGUGCAGUCGCAAAAUCCAUCACGCGCUAUGAUGAAACUGGCUCUCAUGAGGACCGCCACAGGAAUGGAAGACCCAGAGUUACCAGCCUCAGAAAUUGCAGCCCAAAUAAAUGCUUCACAGAGUUCAAGUAACAGACACAUCUCAACAUCAACUGUUCAGAGGAGACUGUGUGAAUCAGGCCUUCAUGGUCAAAUUGCUGCAAAGAAACCACUACUAAAGGACACCAAUAAGAAGAAGAGACUUACUUGGGCCAAGAAACACGAGCUGUCUGUGAUUUAUUUAGAAUUCAAGGCACACUUAACCAGCAUGCCUACCACAGCAUUCUGCAGCGAUACGCCAUCCCAUCUGGUUUGGGCUUAGUGGGACUAUCAUUUGUUUUUCAACAGGACAAUGACCCAACAGACCUCCAGACUGUGUAAGGGCUAUUUUACCAAGAAGGAGAGUGAUGGAGUGCUGCAUCAGAUGACCUGGCCUCCACAAUCCCCCGACCUCAACCCAAUUGAGAUGGUUUGGGAUGAGUCGGACAGCAGAGUGAAGGAGAAGCAGCCAACAAGUGCUCAGAAUAUGUGGGAAGUCCUUCAAGACUGUUGGAAUAGCAUUCCAGGUGAAGCUGGUUGAGAGAAUGCCAAGAGUGUGCAAAGCUGUCAUCAAGGCAAAGGGUGGCUAUUUGAAGAAUCUCAAAUAUAAAAUAUAUUUUGAUUUGUUUAACACUUUUUUGGUUACUACAUGAUUCCAUGUGUUAUUUCAUAGUUUUGAUGUCUUCUAUUAUUCUACAAUGUAGAAAAUAGUAAAAACAAAGAAAAACCCUUGAAUGAGUAGGUGGUCUAAAACUUUUGACCGGUAGUGUAUGUCUGAAAUGAUUAAAUAUGCCUUUUUAUAAACUGUAAUUUAAUCAACAGAACUGUCAUACCUGUGUGGGGAUGGGAAGAACUCCCUGCAAAGAUUGUGCCGGAGUUGGUAAUGUAAGUGGCAAUACCAAGUCAAAUAAAAAGCAUGAGCUGGCACACACCCAAAAAAGUUGGUAGAGGUGUUGAUUAACGGCAAGUAAACUAUAGGCUAUAAAAAAUAUAUAAGGAGAUUCAAACACUCUAUAUACAAGCUCCCAGUAAUUUAUUGGGUAAACCACCAACGUUUCGGCAUUACUGUGCCUUCUUCAGGGUGAUGUCAUGAAUGCUUGAACCAGGUUAUGUAGACAAACAGUGCAAUUAGUGCAACCAAUGACAAUAGUGAGUGGUGUGUUCUACACUAGAUUACCAAAAGUAUGUGGACACCUGCUCGUCGAACAUCUCAUUCCAAAAUCAUGGGCAUUAAUAUGGAGUUGGUCCCCCCUUUGCUGCUAUAACAGCCUCCACUCUUCUGGGAAGGCUUUCCACUAGAUGUUAGAACAUUGCUGCGGGGACUUGCUUCCAUUCAGCCACAAGAGCAUUAGUGAGGUCGGGCACUGAUCUUGGGCGAUUAGGCUUGGCUUGCAGUCGGUGUUCCAAUUCAUCCCAAAGGUGUUCGAUGGGGUUGAGGUCAGGGCUCUGUGCAGGCCAGUCAAGUUCUCCCACACCGAUCUCAACAAACUAUUUCUGUAUGGACUUCGCUUUGUGCACUGGGGCAUUGUCAUGUUAAACUGUUAAAAGAAUAGUUCAACAUAAUUAGAUAUUGUACAAAGUAUUAGCAACCGCAUACAUUAUUAUUUUAAUUUCAUAUACAUAUUUCAUUGUUUUCAUUUAAUCUUUGUUACAUGUAAUAUUUUGGUUCAACUGUAAUGCACAAUAAGCAUCAUCAACAAAGGGAACAUCUUGGGUGCACGCUGAUAUACUUCAGAAAUAAUAUGUUCAUUUAGCAGACUUGUUCAUUAAAAAGGGGACUUGUUCAUAAAAAGGGUCUGAGGUCAAAGUCAAUUUUCAGACCACUAGGGGUCAGUGUUCUUUGAGAGGAGAUCCAGCAGGCCUCCCUCAGUUGUAGCAGGGUAUUGAUGUUACUACCUCUCCUUCCUUAUUAUAAAAAAAUAUAAAUAAAUGAUUAUGCUUAUUGUGCAUUAAGGUUGAACCGAAAGAUUACAUAUAACAAAGAUGGCAUGAAAUGGAAACAAUAAAAUAUGUAUAUGACAUUUUAAUAAUAAUUAUGUAUGUUGAUGCUAAUAGAAUGUACAAUAUUUAAUUAUGUUGCAAUAUGAUAUCAAUAACCUAAUAUAUUCAACAUGCUGUAAACUAUUGUCUUUUUAAGUUUCAUUUUUUACAUUGUCAUCACCCUAAUAAUUAUGACACACCCCUCACUAUUGUCAUUGGUUGCACUAAUUGCACUGUUUGUCUACACAACCUGGUUCAAGCAUUCAUGACAUCACCCUGAAGAAUGCACAGUGAUGCUGAAACGUGGGUGGUUUACCCAAUAAAUUACUGUGAGCUUGUAUAUAGAGUAGAGUGUGCGACUCUCUUUACUUAUUUUUUUUUUAUAGCCGACAAUAUUAAGUUACCAUAAUUUGCAGUUGCAUUGCAGCCUUGGUAACGAUGUAAAAAAAAUAAUCAUAGAAGAUAAUUCAAUAUUUUGACAACUGAAUUACCUGCACCUACACAUGAACUAAACGACUAGUUACUUUCAGUUGUAUAAAUGAAUGUGAGUCUCUUUGUUUAUUCAAGCUGUCACAAACAAUAGCCUAAGGAACUAGUCUGUGGUGUUGUCACAGGGUACUCUAUAAACCACAUAGUGUGUCAGGUUGAGUUAUUUCCUUGUUUUUAUCACCGCUACCAGAACAUCUGCUGGGUGUGCAAUGGAGCUGGUAACCGUAGGAGUGGUGAUCGAUGCCAUCAUUGCCAAGGGAGGGGAAGGGUCAAGUAAGUAUGUUAUGCACUCCAUUUAUCAGCUUUUAAUCACAGGUAAAAAACUAAUUUCUGGAGGAAAGGAAACUCCACAGAGAAUCACAAAAAUAUGUUUGCUUACUUAGCAAAUGUGUGUAGCUAUAGCACCGUUUUGUAUUUCAGUCAUUUCCAUAUGGCCUCUCAGGGACUUGGGUAGCUUGAUUCACGUUGUUUUUCUCAUCAGUUGCAGCCAUUGUCAUGGUCAAGGGUCAAGGGAGUGUCAGACCUGUAAAGGCAAACGACAGCUUUUGGUCUUCAUCAACCUCAAGGUUAUAUGGUGAGUGGUGUUGUUAGCUAAGCAUUUUUCAACUAAAUAACCGUAUGUGUCAUACAUUAGAUGCACUAGAUCCAGUAGAUCUCUGCUUCCCUUGUAUGAUUAACUAGGAGAUUUGUUUAUUCCGUAUCGUAUUUGUUUAUUCCGUAUCCCACGGGGGACAGUAUAAAAAAAAAAAAAAAAAAAAUGUAUUCACUAACUGUAAGUCGCUCUGGAUAAGAGCGUCUGCUAAAUGACUAAAAUGUAAAAAAUGUAAAUCUUCAACUUUGACUUGAUUUCCUCUUUCUGUAUCCACACUUACUAGGACUAAUAAUCUUGACGACUACAUUGUGGAACAGUCGAGUGGUUUGCAUGUGGCCAACCUGAGCAAGGUGUCUGGGCAGGAGAUGUUUAGGGACGCUCAGUACAUGGUAAAUAAUUAAUAAUAAUAAUAAUAUGGGAAUAUUACAUUUAUUGGAAUAAUUUAUAAUGGACUAAAUUGAGGAUUUAUAUAGCAUGAAAUGAAGAUAUUUGGUGAUGCCUUGUUAUGUACGUGAGACAAUGGGUUUUUCCUCUGUCAUGUAGGUUUACCCAGUGAUGGGGUUCCCAGACCCUAACGUGGUGCGUGCUGCAGAGCGUCUAGUGAGGGACCACCAAGCCAAGUUCUCUCAGACAUCACGCAUUCUACAACAGGUAGAGACUGUUUUCUUUCCCCCACCUCAUUAUUCAUAUAACAGCAACUCCUUCUUUGCAUUAAGUAUCUUAUUAAGCUGGAGGAUUAUUGUGCAUUUGCUUGUUCUAAGUUGUCAUGGUAUUUGGCUUAUUUUAAUAAGAGAAUCCUCUCUCUCUCUCUCUCUGCAGCGCCAGACCAUUGAGUUGAUUCCUAUCACCAAGGUGACCUACAAGUGGAAGGGAGACUCACACAUUUACUUUGUCUAUGGGAAUGAGUUCAAAGUCAGUGCUGAUAACUACCCAGCUACCUGUUGCUGCACAGUAAUGUAAUGCUUCAGAGGAAGACAUUGCUUUGAUUAUAUUGAAUAUGACUCUGUGUUCUAAAGACUGUGAUUAUAAAGGAGUUUAUGAUUGGCAGACUGCCAACCAUCAGACAAUUUGCUAUGUCAUUAAACAAAUGCAUGAAUGUUUUGAAUAUUUGUAUUUUCUACUUGCAAGCAAGCAAACAUGCAUGCUUUUUGUGAAAUAGACAGAUGUAAUACUAAUUCCACAGGAGUCAUUGGGGACCACACAGGCCUUAGGAUGAACCCACUGGGCACACACUGGUUG